CGGGGCGGGAGGAGCCGGAGCCGCCGCCGCCGAUGGCUCAGGAGAAGAUGGAGCUGGACCUGGAACUGCCGCCCGGGAGCGCCGCGGGCCCGGGCGACGGCGGCGGCCUGAGGAGGUCGAACAGCGCCCCGCUGAUCCAUGGGCUCAGUGACAACUCGCAGGUGUUCCAGCCUUACGUGUUGCGGACUCGCAGGAACAGCACAACAGUUAUGAGCCGUCAUGGAAUGUUCUUGUCAUCAUCUCCUAUUCGUAUUCCUAGCAGCCGACUUCAUCAGAUCAGAAGGGAGGAAGGAGUGGAUUUAAUGAACAGAGAAGCAGCACAUGAAAGGGAAGUGCAAACAGCAAUGCAGAUAAGCCAGUCAUGGGAGGAAAGCUUGAGCCUGAGCGACAAUGACUUGGACAAGUCUGAGAAAUCUUUUUCCCCAAAGAGAAUAGACUUCAUUCCAGUUUCACCUGCACCUUCACCUACAAGAGGAAUAGGGAAGCAAUGUUUUUCACCAUCAUUGCAAAUGUUUGUGAGCAGUAAUGGGUUACCUCCAAGUCCUAUUCCCAGUCCAACAAGGCGAUUCUGCAACAGGAGGAGUCAAAGUCCAAUCAACUGUAUCAGGCCUAGUGUUCUUGGCCCUAUUAAAAGGAAAGGUGAAAUGGAAACUGAAAGUCAGCCAAAGAGACUUUUCCAAGGAACAACCAACAUGCUUUCUCCAGAUGUUACACAUCUGACAGAUCUCAGUUCAUGCCUGUCUUCAGAUAUUCUUGACGGGAGUAGCAGCAGUGUUGGCUCUUCCUCUGAUUCCCUGACUAAAGGCAGCAUAACCACCGAGUCUCCAGUCACAUGCUCCAACUCCUGCUCUUCCUUCAUACUGAUGGAUGACUUCUCACCCAAGUGACUUACCAAGUCCUGAGUCAGUGUCUGGCUGUGCUGUCCCCUCACUGUACACUUGUACAGAGAAACGAACUGAUCCUUGAACCAUUAAUAUGAGGUUUAUUAAAAGGAAAAAAAUUGUUGUUACUGUAAUCCUUGGCUACUUUCCAGUGAUUUUUUUUUUAUUUAUCCAUUUAAUGGACAUUGUAGACCAUAUUAAUGUCUGGUUUUGCGAAUUUAUUUUUUAAACAAGAUGUCUGCUGAUAUUAUACUAACUUUUGCUUUCAGGAACUUGCAUACACUUUUUGAUUCCAGGAGUAGGUAUCUACCUAUUAGUGUUGCAAUUUUUAGGAAAGUACUUCUAUCAUUAUCAUGGUCACUAUGUCUAGGGAAAUAACUUGGUUUGGAAGGAUUUGAAAAUACUAAUUUAUUCUCUGGCACUUCUACUAUUGAGAAAAAUUAUUCUUGCCUUUUUUUUUUUCAGUCACUAGCCUGAAAUUCCUUUAUGGAAGGGAGAAAAAAUAUUUUAUUUUCUUAGUGCUGCUAGUCAUUUUUAUUACAGAAGACCACAUUGGGUGUGGAAAUGUCACUCUAUUACAUUAAAAUAAAAACCCCACAACAAAAUAACUAAUGAUUGUCACUUUUGCCAUUGGUGAAAAAAUAAUACUACUCUACAAACAUGAUUAAAUUAGCUGCAUAGUUCUCUCCCCUGAUCAUUUUUCCUACAGAUUGUAUGAAAUAAGUUCAAUAUUCAGUAAGAUUUGGCCAAGGAAAAUUAAUCCACGCCUCGACUGAAGAUAUACAGUGCAGAUAACUAAGUUAAUUAAACUACUGUGUAGGAGAACCAUGUAUGGCACCAUCGAUGUCUCCUGUGGCAUUGAGGUCAUAAGUAUUUUUGUGCCUUAGGGGACAUUGUUACAAAAUUAUGGAAUGUAAACCAAGAGGGGUGGGUGGGGAAAGUCCUUUGUGUACAGCUUGUUUAUAGAGUGCUUACCCUUAUCCUGCCGUGGAUGCUGCUUUCCUUAGUGUUCCUCCCCGAGGCGUGUGAGGUGCUGUGGGCAGGCCAGCUCUGCUGAGGGAGCAGCCCAGGGGACACCCCUUGCAGCUGCUCUGAACAGAGUUUGUCCCUUUGUUGGUCACGAGCAGGGCAAACAGCUCAGCCAACACUCAAUCCCUAAGGAAAGACUUUGGAUUGGAUACGAACUCUGCAAAUUGCUUGGUGAAGGAGCUCUAUUUGAGCUACGAGUAGUCUUGAUACAGUACCUUGGUCAGUCUGAGGUAGGAAUAGAUAUUUUACUUUUUAAAGACUAUAACGGGGCAAAAUAAAUCCGUUUGUAAUCUACUGUGUUAUGCUAUUUAUUAUUUAUAACUCUGUAAAAAGUCUGUGGUGAUGAAUUAUAGUAUUUUUUUAUGAUUGAAUAAGUUUUUUAUGUUCAGUAAUUGCUGGCUGGUUUGUAUUUAAUACGCAACAUUGUCUGCCAGAAUCAUAAGCUUCCAUUUUUGAAUGUUUGUAACAUAAAUGCUUUUGUUACCUAAAAGUACAACUUGUGAUCUUUCUGAAAGAAAAUAGCACUGAAUUUAAAGUAAGAUUAUGUGCUUUAGAAGUGAGCACAACCUCUGGCAAUACUGUCUGCCUAGAAGGGGAGGGGAGAACCAUAGUUUUUUCCGAAGAAGCUGUUGGGUAUCCAGAAGACAUGUACAUACCAGAUUAUUUUUAAAAGUGUUUCCUUUAAAUUGUAAGAAGUACUAGAAUGGGCCAACAGUGGCACUAUUAUUUGUAUUACCAUUUUCACCUGUGGAGCAUUAGUUCCCCACUUCAAAUAAAUGUGCAUAUUGUAAAAUAUUGUCCAUUGGUGCCAUUUUUAAAUGAGCUCUACAAGUAUUGAAUGUUAAUUUUAUUUGUAUAUGCACAGUGCUAUUUCUUGAAUUUUUGAUGUCUUAAAUAGCUUAAUUAUUUUUUUAUUCAUGCCUGUGUCUUCUCUGCCUUCUUGAUGCUGAAAGAAGGUUCCUUUUCCAUUGCAAAAUAUUGAUAAACAGUCUGUGAUAAAAUCCAAGCUGUUACCUGUGCCCCAGUUUCCUUAUACCUUGCUUUUACUGCUACCGUGAUUUAGAAAUCUAAACAAGGGGUGGCAGGAGGGGGAAAUCUAUUGCAUGCUUUCUUAAACCUGAGAAGAGCAUAGCUAUUGCUUAUUUUUGGCUGAUUUACCUGUACAAUUGAUGUAUUCCAGAUUUGUUUGUUAGUGGAGAGUCUUAUCCGAGUGCUGCCCUCUGUAAACAUUCAAAUGUACGCUGCAUAAAGCAAACGCACAAACAGUCACUCUUGUUACAGCAGUUUUUUGUAGUGUUCUGGCUGUUCUGCACUCUUGGAAUGUCUUACAAAAGACAUUGCUCUUUUAUAAAAUAUAUACUUAAUGCA
Manacus vitellinus (golden-collared manakin) is the source of this 3278-nucleotide messenger RNA. Its product is annotated as protein FAM122A. The transcript has 10 exons. The record is from RefSeq and is a predicted model, not a curated record. Lineage: Eukaryota; Metazoa; Chordata; Aves; Passeriformes; Pipridae. The coding region runs from base 33 to 887 and encodes 284 amino acids. Gene Ontology annotation, molecular function: protein serine/threonine phosphatase inhibitor activity.